CAUCAAUAAUGGAGUCUCUUCUUCAAACUCGUGUUUGUUUUGUGUUUUUCUCAUUAGUUUUAACACUCUAUCUGUUUAUCUUCUUCCUGUUACUCCAUUUACGGAGGAGGAAGGUUUUAUGCAAUUGUGAAAUUUGCUAUGCAUAUCUUUCAUCAUCCUGGUCCAAAGAUUUCAACAAUCUUUGUGACUGGUACACUCAUCUUCUUCAGAAAUCUCCAUCUCAAACCAUUCGGAUUCAUGUUCUUGACAACACAAUCACCGCGAAUCCUGAAAAUGUCCAACACAUUCUCAAAUCCAGAUUCGAAAACUAUCCGAAAGGGAAACCAUUCUCCAUGAUUGUUGGUGAUCUUCUCGGAAAGGGAAUUUUCAAUGUUGAUGGAGAGUUAUGGCAUUUUCAGAGAAAAGUUGCCAGUUCGGAACUCGCUAGCUUUUCCAUUCGAACUUAUGCGUUUGAAAUUGUCACCAACGAGAUCAAAUCUCGACUGCUUCCAUUUUUAUCAUCAAUUGCUGUAAAAGAUAGUAGCAAUGUUGUGGAUUUACAAGAAGUUUUUCGACGAUUUUCGUUCGAUAAUAUUUGCAAGUUUUCCUUCGGUUUAGACCCUUGUUAUCUCGAAUCCUCAUUGCCAAUUUCUGUGUUUGCGAAUUCCUUUGAUCUUGCAUCGAAAUUAUCCGCCGAGAGAGCAAUGGUGGCAUUGCCAUUAGUGUGGAAGAUCAAGAGGCUGUUAAACGUUGGCACGGAGAAAAAACUCAAACAGGCGAUUAAGACUCUGAAUAUUCUUGCCAUGGAGGUGAUUAUGCGGAAAAGGAAACUAGGAUUUUCCACACAGAAAGAUCUUUUGUCAAGAUUCAUGACUUGCAUCAACGAUGACAACCACUUGAGGGACAUUGUUAUAAGCUUUAUUUUGGCAGGGCGUGACACAAUGGCCUCAGCAUUGACAACAUUCUUCCUGCUACUAGCACAUCAUCCACAGGUCAUGUUGAAAAUUCGGGACGAAUCAGAGAAAUUCAUACCGCCAAAUCAAGACCUUGCCAGCUAUAAUCAAAUCAGGGAAAUGCACUAUUUACAUGCUGCAGUGUAUGAGAGUAUGAGACUGUAUCCACCGGUACAAUUUGACUCGAAAUUCGCUCUAAACGACGAUGUUCUAGCGGAUGGAAUGUUUGUCAAGAAGGGAACUAGGGUUACAUAUCAUCCUUAUGCAAUGCGGCGGAUUGAAAAAAUUUGGGGUCAAAAUUGUAUGGAAUUUAGGCCUGAAAGGUGGCUGAAUUGUGGUACAUUUUGUCCUCAAUGUCCUUAUAAAUAUCCAGUUUUUCAAGCCGGGUCUAGGGUUUGUUUGGGCAAGGAAUUGGCAUUGGUGGAGAUGAAAAUGGUUGCCCUCUCCGUGCUUCGCAAAUUUGAUUUUGAACUUGUUUCUCCUGGGGCUGCACCUCAAUUUGAUCCUGGGCUCACUGCUAUGCUAAGGGGAGGGCUUCAGGUGGGAGUUAAAAAUCGGUAAUUCAGUAUCUGGGGUGCAGAUAAUUAACUAUUGUUAAAAACAUGGAUGAUACUUUUUUUAUCAAAUGAUGAUAACGUUAUUGAGUUGGUAUCAAAACAGUUCCUCGGAUUUUAGCAAUUUGUUGUGUGAAAUUGUCUCGAUGCAAUAUGGUCGCUGGGGGUGAUGUGCAAGAUCUAUAUAUACCAGGACUUAUAUGAGAUUGAGAAUUGAGUUAAAUAUAUAGGUGAAGAGUCACAUGAAAAUGUGUUAAAAUGGUAUGUUUCAGGAGUCAUGUGGGUGCAGGUUGAAGAUGACUUCUGACCAGUGGAUACAAUUAAUUGUGAUUUCUUAGAAGAAAAAUGGAGUUUGACUGUUCCAAAAAGAAAAAGAUUCAAAGCGAAAAUUGGAAAUGGUCUGGCAUGAAGAGAUUCGAAGUUUCUUGUAAGUGUAAUUUAUUUCAAUUCUGCAGCUUAAUUUAAGAUUUGUUGAUUUUUGUGCCAGAUUGAGAG
Molecule: messenger RNA, 1981 nt
Organism: Pistacia vera
Lineage: Eukaryota; Viridiplantae; Streptophyta; Magnoliopsida; Sapindales; Anacardiaceae
Product: cytochrome P450 94C1-like
Exons: 1
Coding region: 9-1493 (494 amino acids)
Molecular function (GO): iron ion binding; oxidoreductase activity, acting on paired donors, with incorporation or reduction of molecular oxygen; heme binding
Source: RefSeq, a predicted model, not a curated record